This is a messenger RNA of Ordospora colligata OC4, 540 nucleotides long. Its product is annotated as adenylate kinase. Gene Ontology annotation, molecular function: AMP kinase activity; ATP binding. NCBI's taxonomy places the organism in Eukaryota, Fungi, Microsporidia, Ordosporidae. Bases 1 to 540 code for a protein of 179 amino acids. Gene Ontology annotation, biological process: nucleobase-containing compound metabolic process. Gene Ontology annotation, cellular component: cytoplasm. The record is from RefSeq and is a predicted model, not a curated record. The transcript has 2 exons.
AUGAACAUUCUGAAGCUGGUGAUGCUUGGUCCACCUGGAUGUGGUAAGGGAACGCAGUCAAAGCUUAUUUCUGAGAAGUAUGUGAUUCCACAUGUCAGCUCUGGAGAUAUUCUGAGAGAUGAGGCAAAGAAAGACACGGCGAUAGCCGAAGAGAUCAGAAACGUGAUAAAUGCAGGAGGUCUUGUUCCUGAACGUGUUAUGAACGAGAUCGUUCUUGACAGGAUUAGAAGCAUGGAAGGAUUCAUUCUUGAUGGGUAUCCCAGGAAGAUCGAGCAGGCUGAGAUGCUAGGGGAGAUCGACAUGGCAGUGUUUAUCAAUGUUGAUCAAGAAACAUGCAUUCAGCGGAUAUGUAGGAGAAAUGAGGGAAGGAAAGACGACAACGAGGAUAUAGCAAGGAAGCGAUAUGAUGUUUAUAGGAAAGAGACAGAACCAAUUGUUGAGUAUUACAGGGCUAUGGGAAAGCUAGUUGAGAUUGAUGGGAGUAUGGAAUGUAGCACGGUCUUCUCUGAAGUGUGUAAGAUGAUUGAACGGAUGAAUUAA